Molecule: messenger RNA, 1953 nt
Organism: Trifolium pratense (red clover)
Lineage: Eukaryota; Viridiplantae; Streptophyta; Magnoliopsida; Fabales; Fabaceae
Exons: 5
Coding region: 185-1651 (488 amino acids)
Molecular function (GO): metal ion binding; phosphatidylinositol binding
Source: RefSeq, a predicted model, not a curated record
UCUCUCUCUCUCUCUCUCUCUCUCUCUCUCUCUCUCUCUCUCUCUCUCUCUCUCUCAUCACCAACGUCCCUUCCGAUUCUCAAUUUGCUUCAACUCAUUCAACCUUCGCAGCUCCAUAUUUCAAUCCAAGUUUUGGAUUGCUUAGUUUAAGCAAGUGCAUGCAGUAGUGUAGUUUUGUUAUUGAAUGGCAUCCUCUGAUGGUAGAGUUGCGUAUGCUUCACUCUCUAAGCUAGAACUAGAAAAAGAGAAAAACCAAUUUGGUUUUGAUGCUAUGAAUCGUCAUGUCGAGUCUACUUGGUCUGAGCCGGAGCCGGAAUCUGGCAUCGCUAAUGGCCCAUUAGCCUCAAACCAAGAGAUAUCAUAUGAUUCAUAUCAGUUUCCUUAUGAGGAUGAUGAAUUGUUGGAUGGAGGUUAUGAGUCAAAUGAUGAGGCUCGGGGUAUCACCCGUUCUAACAUCCCUCCUGAGGUGAAUUUGAAGAAUGUGCUUUCUGGGAUUUUUUCUAUUUUGACUGGACAAAACAAGGCUCCAAGGAUUGAUGUAAAUCAGCAGUUGCCGAGUUCAAAUUUAUCGUUUCUUGGCUCUGGGAAGAAUGGAGAUGUUUUCCUGGAGUCUUCUGUGUACACACCGAGUGCACCACCACUUUGUUUGCCAAAUGGGGCUGAAUAUAGUUCCUACAAGGAUGUCCUUGAAGCUGAACCACCUGAGUGGCUUCCUGACAGUUCUACUACUGUUUGUAUGCAGUGUUCUGCUCCGUUUACUGCUCUUACACGGGGAAGACAUCAUUGCCGGUUUUGUGGAGGGAUUUUCUGUCGAAUAUGUACCAAGGGGAGGUGCUUAAUGCCGGUUAGGUUCAGGGAAAGGAAUCCUCAGAGGGUUUGCGAUUCCUGCUAUGAUAGGCUUGAUCCUUUACAGGGCGUUCUUAUCAACACCAUAAGCAAUUCUGUGCAGGCAGCUAAGCAUGAUGUCAUGGAUUGGACUUGUGCUAGAGGGUGGCUUAAUCUUCCCAUUGGUGUAUCCAUGGAGCAUGAGAUAUAUAAAGCAUCCAAUACAUUGAGAAACUACUGUCAGGUGGCCAAAUCCAAUCCUGAGAAGUCCAUCCCGUUAUCUGUUCUCAAAAGUGCCCAAGGUCUAGCAAUUCUAACGGUUGUCAAAGCUGGUGCGCUGGUCUCUUACAAAGUGGGUACUGGUUUGGUUAUUGCUCGAAGAUAUGAUGGAUCAUGGUCUGCACCAUCAGCUAUACUCUCCUUGGGUUUAGGAUGGGGUGCUCAGAUUGGUGGUGAACUUAUGGAUUUUAUAAUUGUUCUUCAUGAUACGAAAGCUGUGAAGACGUUCUGCAGUCGCAUGCAUUUUUCUCUUGGUGCUGGUUGUAGUGUUGCAGCAGGGCCUGUUGGGAGAGUCGUUGAGGCAGAUCUUCGUGCUGGUGACAAGGGCUCUGGCAUGUGUUACACUUACAGUUGCAGUAAAGGCGCAUUUGUAGGAGUGUCACUGGAAGGGAAUAUAGUUGCAACCAGGAUGGAUGCCAAUCUGCGGUUUUAUGGCGAUCCUUAUCUCACCACAACUGACAUUCUACAAGGCAUGGUGGACAGACCAAAGGCAGCUCAGCCAUUAUACAACAGUCUUCAUGAUUUAUAUUCCAGUUUACGCCACUAGUCCCUCUGGUUUCAGUUGCAGAAUUGAACCUUUCAUUGUAUAUACAGUUCUUUGCUUGCUCAUGUAUGGAGUUAUGAAAUGCUAUUCCGCUUACUGAUUUGAAAUCCUUAUUUUUAUUAAUGGUUUAUUGUUUUUGCGUUAUAUAAUUAUUUUCAAUAGUGUAAAGUAUUCAAUAACAUCUAUAUUGUGAAUAUUUGAUUAGACUUAAUUGUACAUACAUACUACAUAAACAGACGGUAGAACAAGUUAUAUUUGUUCGCUGAAUUCUAAUAGUAAUAUCCUUGCUGAGGGGGUUUUAUGGA